Messenger RNA from Parnassius apollo (apollo), 228 nucleotides. The record is from the annotation of a GenBank genome assembly. NCBI's taxonomy places the organism in Eukaryota, Metazoa, Arthropoda, Insecta, Lepidoptera, Papilionidae.
AUGUCAAGAACUACAAGAAAGAAAUUGAAAGACGAUGAUAUAGAAAAUAUGCUAAUGCGGUUAGAGGCUGGCGAAAUUUCAGAAGACGAUGCCGAAUCAGAUGAGGAUGACUUGGAUUUCUAUCCGUCUCGCAAAGAUCUACAAGCCGUACUCGAAGAUAAAGAAGUAAGUGAUGAAGAGGAAGUGCCUGAAACUGAAGAAUGCCCGGAUCCUCCCCCUGGUUCAUGA